CGUUUCUCCAUAGCGCAUCAUAGCAUGGUCUGUUUUUGCAAUUUGCUUGCAUUGGAGCAGCUUGCUGUUCGUAUUUGCCCCUGGCUCUUCUCCUCCUCAGAAUAAAUGUAUUUAAUGGAGUGAUAUCGCAGUUUCUUGGCAUCAGUCAACUGCCCUGCGUUGGGAUUGCUUUGAUAUACGACUCUCCUUCGGUUAGCUCCCUACAUACCUUUUAUUAAAUGAAUAUCUUUUGUCCCGAGCGAUCAUGUUCUCUUCCUUGAAAUCCUUUAGCUCGAAUAUCUCUGCGAAUUAUCAGGUUUCCCCAAGCCCCUCUUUUAUCUCUGGGCCCUGGAAGGUACACGACGGGAAGAAGAAAAGCACCGGCGCUCCGGCCUCUGUUUUCAUUUUUGAAAGGAAGUCCUUAGAAUAUCGGUCUAGUGGCUUUGGAUCUCGCUCCAGCUCUUCCUACCUGAAGAAGUUACAUGAUGGAGUCAUUGAGCGUUUGAGGCGAGAGGCAUCAAAUCUCGCCAGGCUGAGACACCCCUCGAUCCUCCAGGUUCUUGAGCCGGUUGAAGACACAAGAAAUGGGGGCUUGAUGUUUGUUACUGAACCUCUCACUGCGUCGCUAGCUGGUUUGCUGCAGGAGAAAGAUGAACAGGAGCGUACCGGUGGCGUCGGAGGUCGUGCCAGCCGGUUCGUGGUUGAGAGUCCUGAUGGCUCGAGACAGAGACGGGACCUUGAAAUAGACGAACUCGAAAUACAGAAAGGUUUGCUUCAAAUUGGCAAAGGACUUGAAUUCCUCCACGAAUCGGCCGGGCUGGUUCACGGCAAUCUGACCCCAAAUGCAAUCUACAUCAAUUCCAAAUCGGACUGGAAGAUAUCCGGCCUUGCGUUCGCGGGACCUGCUGAUUCACAAACAGCCUCCCAAUUGCCUCCAUUAGCGCUUUCCGAAGUUUUAUAUCAUGAUACCCAGCUUCCACACUCUGUUCAGCUUGAUUUGGACUAUACCUCCCCGGAUUUUGUUCUCGACUCCAACGUGUCCGUUGCAGCAGACCUAUUCUCUCUCGGACUAAUAAUAGUUGCCCUCUACAACUCACCACAUACCUCACCAAUCCAAGCACACCAUAGCAUCAACACAUAUAAAAGGCUUAUAUCGUCUCCCUCCACUGUUCCUUCGCAAGGCAAUUCAUUCCAGUGUUCGCGACCAAUCCCGAGAAGCCUUCGGACUGAAGUUCUCCCGAGACUUAUAACGAGAAGGCCAGCGCAGCGGAUGAAUGCUCGUGAGUUUCAGCAAGCUCAAUAUUUCGAUAAUGUUCUAGUAUCUACCAUCCGAUUCUUGGAAUCUUUCCCCGCGAAAACACCACAUGAGAAGUCUCAGUUUAUGCGGGGCCUUGAACGCGUCUUGCCAGAAUUUCCAAGCUCGGUUCUGGAGAAGAAGGUCCUUCCCGCUUUGCUAGAGGAGGCUAAAGACCGAGAGCUUUUGCCACUUAUUUUGCAGAAUGCAUUCAAAAUCAUCGGUAGGCUUCCAACUGGACGUCACGUUGUACCAGAGAAAGUAAUUCCCCAAUUAAAGGAAUUAUUUACUCCUUCAAACAACAAGGGGGUUGCAGUAGAACGGGACACUAGUAAAGAUGCUGGUCUGAUGGUUGUCUUGGAAAAUAUGAGGCUUCUCGCUGAUAAUUGCUCUGGGAAAGAUUUUAAGGAUGAUGUUUGGCCACUGAUUCACCUGGGAUUGGAUUCGCCUAUCCAUAGCCUAGUGGAUGCAUCCUUAAGAUGUCUUCCGGUUAUGCUGCCAGUCCUGGAUUUCUCAACUGUUAAGGACGAAGUGUUCCCACCUAUCGCUCUGGUUUUUAGCAAAACAAGCAGCUUAACCAUUAAAAUCCGCGGGCUGGAAGCUUUUGUUAUUCUCUGUGGCGGCACCGUUGACGCUAUGGGUUCGACGGACGAGUUAUCUGGGGUAAUAAGCAAUUCCCGGUCUCUAAGCUCCAGUCACACGUCUAUCCUCGACAAAUUUACUAUCCAGGAGAAGGUAGUUCCUCUCUUGAAGGCGAUUAAAACCAAAGAACCAGCUGUCAUGAUGGCAGCUUUGAAUGUUUUUAAGCAAAUUGGUCAAAUUGUGGAUAUGGAGUUUCUCGCCUUGGACGUCCUCCCGAUUAUGUGGGCAUUCAGUUUGGGGCCACUACUCAACGUGCAACAAUUCAGCAGCUAUGUGGAUCUUAUCAAGUCGCUUUCAACACGCAUUGAAACUGAACAGAAGAAGAAGCUUCAAGAGCUGUCGUCAAGUAAUGGGGAUAAGUCGCGGAAUAAUACCUCUAGCCCGUUUGGAAUGUCGACUAAUAUCAAUGUUGGUGUUGCUGGAAGUGAGGAGUCGGAUUUUGAGCGGCUCGUACUGGGGAAGGAUCGUGCUGCCAAGGCUGAUAAUUCCCUGGACACAUGGGGCGCAACGCUUUCAUCUUCUGCACAGCCGUCGACGGCCGAUGCUGGGCCUAAGUUUUCUUGGUCUUCAAGUCGCCCAGCUGCGAGUACUCUCGGUCCAGGUUCUGAUCCACGAUCAAUCACACCAGAUUCCAAAGUCUCUUCGUUUCCCGCGCUGCAGCCUACGUGCGGACAAAGCCUUGCGUCCACAUAUCAAUUCCCAGCCACUUCCCCAUCCUUGAAUUCUGCAGGAACAAGGUCUACCCCCGAUCCCCAACCGGGCGCCUCAAACCUCUCUAUGAAUUCGCCUUUAUACCAAUCAGCGAUGAAGCCUCCUAUGCACCAUUCGUUACAACAAACAAGUUCAGUGUUCACGAUACCUCCACCUCCUCCGUCUAAUUAUGCGCCCCCGAAAAUGAACCCAAUGUCGCUACCUCCCCCCACUCCUCUUGGAUCCUUGAAUUCCCGUCAGGCAUCUACAGGGCUAUCCUCAGAUAAUCGCUUACCAUUGAGGCCUGGGAAUUCCCAGGUUCAGGGCCUUGAUAAAUACGAGAGCCUACUUUAAGUUUGUAAAGCCCUGGAAGCAUUGCAUGGUUUAAGAAAAGGAAUUGUUGAUUUCAAUCUUCAUGGCUAAAAUUUGUUCUGUAAUCUGGAAAUAAUCCGGGCUGGGAGGACAGUC
This is a messenger RNA of Coccidioides posadasii C735 delta SOWgp, 3073 nucleotides long. RefSeq lists its product as uncharacterized. Gene Ontology annotation, molecular function: protein kinase activity; ATP binding. The record is from RefSeq and is a predicted model, not a curated record. Gene Ontology annotation, biological process: protein phosphorylation. NCBI's taxonomy places the organism in Eukaryota, Fungi, Ascomycota, Eurotiomycetes, Onygenales, Onygenaceae.